Messenger RNA from Arabis nemorensis, 1617 nucleotides. The record is from the annotation of a GenBank genome assembly. Lineage: Eukaryota; Viridiplantae; Streptophyta; Magnoliopsida; Brassicales; Brassicaceae.
AUGUUCAAGCGUUUCUCCCUUCUCCGGCAAUGGCGACUAGCCAGAAGCAUGGGGGCGACUUCUCGGCACAAUCCAGGUGCUGCGUUCAUCAUUUCCGUCGACAGUUACGAUGAGUUUGUAGUCAAGCAUUCGGUGCGGGGUCAAUCCGAUCUGGAUUCAUCCAACACUGUCGAGAAAUCUUAUGCACUGUCUUUCACGAUCGAUUUCACCAAGGAUUUUUGUUGUAAUGGUGAGAUCUCUCGAGGUCCAAUUAUGGAAAGGACAUUUCCCUGUCCAAGAAGAAAUCACAGGAAGAUGAGAUCCAAUUUAAUUGAUGCCUAUCUCGGAUCAGUUAGUGGCCUAAUUAGGGGAAUCAAUCGGAUAUUUGGAUUUAAUCGAUCCCCAAUCAUGUUGAUGAGCGGAUUCGGAGGGAUGUUGUGGUUGCAAUCUGUGUUAUUUAACCAGAUCCAAAGCAUUGGUUUGGUUAUUCUACAACUCGUGUUUCUGCUCCCCUGCAAAGACGCACAAAGGUUUUUGUUCAAUCCGGUGCAAACAAACAUGGCGUUUUUUGGGAAACUCGUUGUUCCCAAUCAAGAGAAGAAGCGAUCAAAGCCAUUGCAGCUCCUUCCGGUCAACAAUACACAGAUUUUACAGCGAUUUGAGAACACCCUGGUGGGAAGAGUCCUGAAUCUCGAGGUACAAGAGAACAGGGUCAAAGCAUUGAUCGGAUUCUUACCAACGAUCUGGAAAUGCGAGGGCCGGGUUCAGGGAGUUGAAAUGGGGAGAGGAAGAUUUCACUUUUUCAAGGAGGAAGCAGAUCUCCAAGCAGUACUGGAUAAUCGCCCUUAUCACUUCGAUGGGUGGAUGAAUGCUAUCGAAAAAUGGGUGCCAACAAUGCGAAUGGAUUUCCCAUCCUCCAUCCUGUUCUGGAUCCGAAUCCUGGAUCUGCCAGAGAUUUACAAUGAAGAGAAGCAAUUGGUGAGGAUGGGAGAAUAUCUAGGGGAGCUUCUCAAUUGGAAGGUGAUGGAGCCGUAUCCAAUGAUCCAAGUGAUGGUGGAAUGCGAUGCACCGCUAAUCCUGUUUCGGGAGAUAGUAUCGGAGAUCGGAGAGAUUUUUCGAAUUCGCUUCGACUAUGUCAAGCUGCAGAACCAUUGUAAGGUAGUCACCGAGACAACCAACGUGAACCUAUCCGGCAAUGAGAGAGGAAGGAAAGCUCCACAGAGGGAAAUUGCACAACCUCUGCGAAAUCGGGAGCAUACUACGGCUCCAUUGGAGACAGUCAGGAAUCAAGCGUCGUCGUCAAAGAGGAAACCAGUACGUCGGGAUCUGACGGAGGAUCGACGGAUAGCGAAAUUGGCUACAAAAGAAUGGGUGCGCAAAUCCUUCACUAAGGAGUCUACCGGAAGUAUAAUCGAUCAGAAGGAGCAGGCCGGUGGUUCUGGCAUCCGCAGUACCACUUGGUAUCGCAGCACGGAGGAGGAAGCGGCGGUGGCAAAGUUGGUCUAUGAUCAAACGAGACUUGGGAGAGAGCAGAGGGCACAAUCCGACCAUCCGAAAAGGUGGAAAAAUAAGCCGAGCUCGGCCACGAGAGGUUGCCGAAAAAUUAGGCUAUCGGUUCGGGUGGAGGCCAAGGGUUAG